GUUUCUAUGACGGGGCGGCUUCUUCCAGAUAAAACGUGUCGCGUUCUAGGACUUGGAUCCGUGAACUAUCUGGAAUCGCUGAUGAAACAUGUCUGGCCGUUGGCAGCGCCUUCAUCACUCCUGCCGGCCAGCAGCCCGUAUAAAAGGAGGAAGACACUCUGUCCUUUGAAGCUCGUUCCUUCGAUUUGCUACUAUACAACUCCUGCUACAAGCCCCGACACGACGGUUCGCCUUGCGGAGGUAUGGGGGAAGCGCUGACGCUCUGUCCAGUGUCCUCGCCCGUAAGCCUCGCACUGUGCAUGCUCAAUCUAAAGUUGACUUAGCCACCGAUCUAAUCUGUUCCUGCAUCUUUCUGAGCUCUUCUGUAUGAUCACUCUCGCCGAUUUGCUGCCACAAGCUUUCUCACUUGCAACUCCGAGUCUGUCGCGUUCCCUAUGCUGCAUCUUAUCCGAUUGGCUACCGACCGGAACACGCCACUUGCCGUGGCAUCACCAAGUAGUUUCAGAGACGCGCACCGUGCCACAUAUCUAACACCACCAACCCUAUUGCAGAUUGCUUUUCAGAAUGUAUGGAAAGCCUAGUGUAUCUGGCUGUGCAAUCACGCUGAACAUGUGAGCCCAGCGCGGGAAGUUGGCGCUCUAUCUUUGCUAUCUGCCUCAGUGUCUUUCACAUCUCAGCGUCAAUCUUUUGCUCUACAUAGCGUCCAGGGCCCCGCUUGAUGGUGCUCAGCUCCUACCUUAUGGCAGUUGCCAACUUUACACUCUUUCCGUACGUUGCUCAACCGGAUGUACUGUAUUUGCUGUGACAUCUGUGAGUGGGCCGCCGACUCUGCCUCUCUCGAGUGGUCCCGUACCCCUAGGAUACUAUGAAACGCUUCACAGCUAUCACUCGGAUAUACUCGUCUCAGCUGAGUCCAUGCUAAACUCUGGGACAUUCCCUCCUUUGACCGAUCCCGAAGUCUGGAUUAGCGCUGUGAUAGAUUCAUGGCAGACAUAAAUUGGACUUUAGAUUGGAGUGGCGAGAACGCUGCUGCUGCGAGUAGCUCAGGAUUUGUCUAGGUGCGAUACCUCUUCGGAUUGAAUACGUUUCAAUGCGGCAGAUAAGGUCAACAAGUUUUGCUUGCAACGAAGUACAAAUUGGCAGCACAACGAGCGCCAGAAGCAACGACCCGUUUUGCCAGCACUUAGCGCUCGUCCCCCGCCACAGUUACCUGUGUGAUAGGCGCCCUUUCAUGGCUUCCUAAGCUAUCACGGUGUCAUAUCGCACCAGCCACUUCCUGUGCGGCAGAAUAUAUCAAUCGUUUGGACGUUACCCAUCGGGGUCCUCAACGCAUCCGAGAGCUAUUGUAUCCAGAAAGAGUCUCCCAGUACCACACGAUACCAGAUGAUGUUCCUCUUCUCGACGACCGUCUGGUUCUACGCGCAUCUUUCCGAGAGCGCUACUCACGCCGAAGAUGUUUACAGGAUCCUGAGGCACUCAGCCUUCCGAUACACAUAAAUACUGGGCGUUCUCCGUGUACACAAGGAUCCAUCUCUUCCAUGUUCGGACUCCCACAGGGUAGCUGGGGUGCAUCCCAGAUCGACGCUCGCGCUGCUGGGCUGAAAAGCUGCUUCCGUACAAACAUACAAGUGGCUUUCAUCGUACUCGGCCACUUGGUACUCCUGACUUUUGGCUGGUCCUUCAUUGCCGUCUUGCUCCGCCAUGAAAAUCAUCAAAUCCCACUCCCGGACAUCGCCGCACAAAUCGCAGCCGAGACUCCUCGAGGCGUUACAUAUCUAGCCAGUCUUGUCGCCACUGUUCUCAGUCUGGUGUCGACCUGGCUCUUCUCCAAGGCUGUUCUCAUCCUGCUAAACACUGCCCUGCUUCGAGCAUCAGGUGGGGACACCAAGGGGAACCCCGCCUACAUGAAAGACUUUCAUUUCCUAGUGACACUGUCAAAUACUCGUUAUUUUUGGAGCUUGAGCUAUCCUAAGUGGAUGGUUCUUUCCUUUGUUGUCUUUGUUUUGAUCCAUACCACGGUGUCUGGCUGGACGGCUCUCUUAAACCCAACCUCGAUGUUGGCACCUGGAUACGUCACUGGAAGCGAACUCGACGUUGCCACUCCUGCAUUUGAAGAUUUCUUCGCUUCCGCGUCCUAUUACCUAGAAGAUUCGAGGGACUUGAUUUUAGACAUGACCGCUGGGGCUUAUAAGGAAAUGUUGGGUUUGGCGACGUUGGCGGGUCAGUCUGCUGCGGGGACAGACUUCUAUGAAGACUUCCCAAAUUUCUUCAACUAUAAUGGAGCGAGUUAUUCCUUCUCUACCGGCGGAAUACUUCCAGCUAUUCCGGAAUACGUCUUCGGCAACAACCAAUUGCAUACAAAUGUUACAACAAACGGCUGGGGUCUCUAUUUCAUGGGCGGAUAUGUUCCUAUAGACACCAAGGUGGUCACCAAAAUUUGGGGCCAGUCGCACAAUUACACAGUCCGUCAACAAGGUCUCACAGCCAAUGUUUCUUGCACUCAAAUAGCAGAGGGAGCGAUUCAAAGCGAAAGCGGCCCUGUGAUGCUACCAUCUUCCUUGUGGGAUGGUGAUUCAGGAUUCCAGUUCUGGCGAUCGCAGGUCCAAUGUGCCGAAACAGGGGGACCUCUCAAUCUCACCAAUCCGUAUGUCACCCAGACUUGGUCCAACAACUCAGACACAGCAGCGUGCAUUGCCAGCGGUUUUCUUCCGAUUAUACCGUGCCCGUUACAGAAUAUCACGGGUGCCGACAACAACAGCUUUGUGAUACACAUGUCUGGCGAAUGCAAGUACAGUUCAAUCGGGUCAACUCUUUGCCAGGUGACACCAUAUGUCACGGAAAUAGACGUGCUAUACGACAGCGGCGUCAUAUAUGCAUGGGAUAUUAUAACUCAGUAUCCGCUCGGCGCAACAAAUCCUGCUAUUAUGACUUACUUUGUAGGACUUGUCUACGAAUUCGGGCUCUACGCACAGGGAUAUAGCGGAAACACUGCUGGCGACGCUGUAAACUUCAUAACAUCCACUUUACCAGAAACUUUUCGGGCUGAUAUCAACAAUAUAUUGGAAAACUACUGGCGAGGUGUGAUUGAGUUUGGAGGAACCUACCUGCGCUCUGGAUUCUCCGCAAACAGCAACCUUACCUCGGACAUGAAGUCUUCCAUCAACGGCAAUAUUUAUGCCCAAACAGUAGGCUGGUCGAAGGGAUGGUCUUAUCGAGCUGUCAUAGCGCUCAUCUUUGCCAUGGUCCCCCAAACACUAGUAUCACUUCUGACAUUUUUCAUCCUUUAUCAGUCGGGAGGUGAUCGCCUCGGGUUUCCACCCGACUUUGACCCUUCAGACGUGUCCGAUGCUCUGCUGGCAACUGAUGUCAAUGGGGUCUGCUCUCAAAGUCGUGACGCCGCGUUCGAAGGGAAAGUUAUAAGGCUGAGGACAGAAGAUGGGAAGAGGAGAAUGUUGACGAUCGAGUCAUCACAACAAGUGCAGGAAAAAUAUGACGGGUAUGGAACGGAUAAUGAAGAAGGUCACAGCCUGAUGGGGGCAUAAAUGUGAUAAAAUAUGUCGCACCCGUAAG
Molecule: messenger RNA, 3570 nt
Organism: Coniophora puteana RWD-64-598 SS2
Lineage: Eukaryota; Fungi; Basidiomycota; Agaricomycetes; Boletales; Coniophoraceae
Exons: 12
Coding region: 1539-3542 (667 amino acids)
Source: RefSeq, a predicted model, not a curated record